This is a messenger RNA of Zophobas morio, 1794 nucleotides long. Its product is annotated as fatty acyl-CoA reductase wat-like. Gene Ontology annotation, biological process: long-chain fatty-acyl-CoA metabolic process. Bases 270 to 1739 code for a protein of 489 amino acids. The transcript is spliced from 6 exons. The record is from RefSeq and is a predicted model, not a curated record. NCBI's taxonomy places the organism in Eukaryota, Metazoa, Arthropoda, Insecta, Coleoptera, Tenebrionidae. Gene Ontology annotation, cellular component: peroxisome. Gene Ontology annotation, molecular function: alcohol-forming very long-chain fatty acyl-CoA reductase (NADP+) activity.
AGUUUUUCGGUGGGUUCUUGGUCAGUCUUUGAUGCGCAUAAGUUUAUAAUUUAAUUGUUAAGACAAUUUAAACAUAAACAUACUUAAAAGACAAAACUGGUCUUUGUAACAUGUUUUUCUUUUAAUCAGUCUGCAAAAUCCUGUUCUCAGAAGUUGUUAACCUUCCUGCUAUAAUUAAAACCAAUUACUCGUAUCGAGAGAGGGCAAGAUCAUCGCGAACGCGACAGUUUCACUUCAAACCAGACUGUUGGUUAUUUCUCAGUUUUACGAUGGCUCAGUCUCAAAUAAGUGAAUUUUAUAAUAACAAAAACGUUUUCAUAACAGGCGGGACCGGUUUUUUAGGAAAAGUUCUGAUCGAGAAACUGCUAAGGAGUACAAAAUUGAACAAAAUCUAUGUUUUAAUCAGAUCGAAAAAGGGGCAGGGUGCCAACGAGCGCUUGAAAAACAUAUUUAGCAGUAGUCUUUUUGAAAAAUUAAAAAACGAACAGCCUGAUUUUCGAACUAAGGUAGUACCUGUUUGUGGGAGUUGCGAGCUUGUAGAUUUAGGUCUGUCAACUCAGGAUAAGGACUUGUUGAUAUCCGACGUUAAUAUAGUGUUUCAUUUGGCCAGCAGUGUGAGUUUUUUUGCAAAUUUGGUUACUCUGUAUGAGAUCAAUUGUAAAGGAACACAGAAUGUGUUAACGUUGUGUAAGGAAAUGGAAUUUUUGAAAGUGUUUAUAUAUGUAUCUACGGCUUAUAGCAACUCUAAUUUGUCUUCUAUAGAUGAAAUGGUGUACGAUACUCCUUUAAAAUACACUCAAGUGGAACAAAUACUGAAGAAAUCGUCUGUAGAGGAAGUUAUUAAUCUAUCCCCUAAGUUGAUAGGGACUUGGCCCAAUCGUUACACUUUCAGUAAAGCCUUGGCCGAAAAUGUGGUACGAGAUGGUUCUGGGAGUUUUCCGAUUGGAAUUUUUCGACCGGCAAUGGUCAUACCCACUCAUAAGGAUCCUCUUGACAACUGGAGUGAUUCUAGAUCUGGCCCAACCAUUAUUAUAGAAUUUGGUUUAUUAGGAUGGAUCCAAUUUUACACUGCCAAUCAUACACACCUCGAGAUAGUUCCAGUAGAUUUAACCAUAUCUGCUCUAAUAGCAGCAGCUUGGGAUGUCUGUUGUAAUCAAAACCAAAGAGUUCUACCCGUCUAUAAUUACGUGUCAUCACCAGACAAUCCAAUCACUAAUCAUGAAUUUCUCUUACUAACUUGUCUCCAAUUUCGUAAUUACCCGUCACAAAAAACCAUAUGGGUUCCAAAUCUUCAAAUACAAGAUAAAUCCACUCUAUCUACAACUGUUCUUAAUUACUUCCAUCAUUUCUCUCGAGCGAUUUUCCUGGAUUUUCUUCGGCUACUUCGUUUCCAAAAACCUGAAGUAGUGCAAGGAACGAUAAAAAUACUCUACUUCAUAAAAUUGUGUGUUUAUUUUGCCAACCAUGAGUGGUCCUUUUCCAAUAACAAUAUUCACGAAAUGUGGGACCGAAUGAAUGAGAUUGAUAAAAACAAAUUCAAUUUUGAUAUGAAAACAGUACAGUGGCCACAGUACUUGAGAAACUACACCAAAGGAUUAAAAACAUACUUGUUGAAGGAGAGUUUGAGCACGCUACCCGAAGCAAAAGCUCGAGUGAAAAGGUUUCAACUUGUCAACAACGUUUUGCAAUGUCUGUUUUAUCUUAUUGGAAUUGGCAUCAUAUUCAUUAAGCUGCUAUAAAUAUUUUUGUUGACUGUGGGUACUUAAGUCUUUAAAAUAAACAAACUAAUAAAUA